This is a messenger RNA of Egretta garzetta (little egret), 4233 nucleotides long. Its product is annotated as BTB/POZ domain-containing protein KCTD5. Bases 1 to 612 code for a protein of 203 amino acids. Gene Ontology annotation, molecular function: cullin family protein binding. Lineage: Eukaryota; Metazoa; Chordata; Aves; Pelecaniformes; Ardeidae. The transcript is spliced from 9 exons. Gene Ontology annotation, cellular component: Cul3-RING ubiquitin ligase complex; cytoplasm. The record is from RefSeq and is a predicted model, not a curated record. Gene Ontology annotation, biological process: proteasome-mediated ubiquitin-dependent protein catabolic process; protein homooligomerization.
AUGUCUCUCCAGUAUGUAUCUGAUGAAACAGGUGCCUAUUUAAUAGACAGAGACCCGACCUACUUUGGGCCAGUGCUGAACUAUCUCAGACAUGGAAAGCUGGUUAUUAACAAGGACCUGGCUGAGGAAGGUGUACUGGAAGAGGCUGAAUUCUACAAUAUCACAUCCCUAAUAAAACUGGUAAAGGACAAAAUAAGAGAAAGAGACAGCAAAAUCUCACAGGUGCCAGUCAAACACGUGUACAGGGUGCUGCAGUGCCAGGAAGAGGAGCUCACUCAGAUGGUUUCCACAAUGUCCGAUGGCUGGAAAUUUGAACAGCUUGUCAGUAUAGGUUCCCAGUACAGCUGUGGCCGGGCCCAGCAGGCAGAGUAUCUGCUGAUAGUGUCACGGGAGGUGAAAGGGGAAGAGAGAUGCUUCCAGAAACGCUGCAGUGAGCUGGUCAGUAUUGGUUCUUCCUAUAACUAUGGCAAUGAAGAUCAGGCCGAAUUUCUGUGUGUUGUCUCAAAGGAAUUGCAUAACACUCCCUAUGGCACAACCAGUGAACCCAGUGAAAAAGCAAAGCUGGAAAGCAGCCUUACACUUACCUCUGAAGUGUUGCUUCUGCAUGGCUGAAGAAGAACCAACAUUAUUUUCUUAACUGAUGCCGACAGCAACUACAGCUGAGGUAGAAUAUGUUUUUUUGCCAAGUCUUCAGGAAUGGCUGCAAGGAAUGGAUCACAUCUGAAGCUUUACUGAAAACUGGCACUGCACUGGAAUUGAAUGCAAGGAAAGAAUAAUCUCAAGUGUUUCAUUUUAAGUUGGAAGGAUUCACAAAAUGAACAAAUCCAUCAUUAUGUGCUGGCUUCAGCUACGUCUUUGCCUCUGUUGGAGGUUGUGUUGCUUACAGAGGGCAUUUGCUGGGUCCAGCUGUUCCCUGCUCUGUGGACGUCUCCUCCAGUGCUUCCUUCUCAGCUGUGACCAACAGGAAAUACUCAAGGAAAGAGCUGAAGUAUGGAGCAUUUAUGAAAUUAACUCCUGAUAUAUUUGCCCACCUUCCGCUAGGCCUCAGUUUAGGAAUUUUGGCUUCAGGCCUGUAUGUAUGAAAGCUACAGUGACCCUGUGAUACCAUGAGUAGGUAUGGAAGGCUCUGUCUUCUCUAAGUUUGUCCAGUCCCUUUUAAAUGUAUUAUACUGGUAGUUGCUAAGUGAUUUUCAGGGCCUGGGUUUUCCUCACAGAAUUCGAUUCUACUUUUCCUACAGUUUCAGAUUAAAUGCUUUUUGAUUAGUACACAUAGUAAAUUAUCUUAAUAUAUCUAAAAUAUACACUAAAGCAUGUCAUGGCCCAUGGGAAACAUCUUUCUGUAUUUUGGAAAUGUAUCAAAGUAGCUGCAGUGACAUCUGGCUUCAUAACCCCAAAAAAAUGAUAUGAUUUCAUUUCAUUUGAAAUGAAAAGGAACUUUGUACACACAAAGCAAGAUCCAGGUACUGCACGAAGUGCAGUGAGCAAGUGGUAAAGUGGAUUUAUUUAUUUAUUUAUUUAUUAAGCUCCCACUGCCUCUGAACCAUCCCUGAGGCGUCCAAAUGGUGACAGGUUCUUUAUGAACUCCAGUCCUUAAAAAAAACUGUGGAAUUGUGCGAAGCAGGGGAAACCCUACUUGACCACAGUCACUAGGUAAGACAUACUAGGCUUGAUGACUGACAGAGGCUGAUGGGUCAAAUUAUCAACAUUUUAACAGUAUUAAAAAUAAUACCUAGACUUCUUUUAUUUAAAACCACACAAGAAACAGCUGUGCUGUGCUAAGUGGUUGCCAGCCUUUGUCCUGAAGUGUUUGCGUGUGCUCCCUGAUUCCGUGGGUCCUCUGGGAUGUAGUGUGUUACUGCAGACUGGCAUCGGUGUUUGUCAGGAUAUCAGGCUGCACUGAAGUCAUCACAGGAGGAAAUUCUGCAUUGGAGACAGCUAUGCCGUGGUCCAGGGGUUGUGCCUUUGCUUUCUUUCAGCUUUUGGAAUCAAGAGCCCUUCCCAGUACCAGGAAAACUGUCAAGAAGCAAAAGAAAAUGAAGAAUCAUUAGAGAUACCUUUACUUACAGAUUGACAUUGUUAAGAACUUGCUCUCAGUGCGUUGGAAGCUUUGCUUGAUCUGGCUGCCGACACAAUUGGUUCUACAGUUUGCUUGAGGGCUCCCCUGCAGUACUGCGCAGCCAGGAGUUGACCUCGUUAUUGCUGAUUGCUGUCCAGGUUAGCGUGGCAACAUGAGAAAUGUUGUUGCUCGAAUGCAGUGCUGAGGCUUGGAUCCUUUCCUCGCUGGAGGAGCCAAAGAGAAUCGAAACAGAAAAGGAAAGAAUAGUCAAAUUAUUUUGCAAGAACGAGGUUCCAGGAUGUGAAGACAGUAUUGAACAGUGACAAUUUUUUCUCUUUUACUCCAAGACGCAGUGAAUUGUCACACUGAAGAGGCUUGGCUGCAAAAGAAAAAAUCCGAUUUAGACAAUUUUCUGUUGAUCUGGGUUCAACCGUUUUUGCCUAUAAGCUGGUGUCAACUGGCUGAAAGCAUUGCGAGAUUACAUGAUGGGAAUAGAUGGUGUGGGAGUGUGUGUUAAGUUUUGGUUGUAGUGCAUGGUUGUACUCUCUCGUGGGGUGACUGACACCGGUCAUUUGAAAAGAAAUGACCAUGCACUCACAUUUUCCUCUGAGACAUGUAGCACUUGAUGUCUGGUGCUGGAUGACCCAAUGUUGAUCGGUUUGGAGGCAUUUUCCUACUAAUCAUUGUAAACAUUUAAAGGACAAUGUAAUUGGUGCUACACACACACACACACAGACACACACACACACACAUUACAGCCCACAAAUGCAACUACUUGGGCCUGCGUUGUUCCAGAGCAGUGGCGGCCCCAGCUGACCGUGUUAUACUGCACAUUCCUUAUGGCUCUGUGAUGUUCUCUAUUAUGGAAUAACAGCCUAGGAGAUAACUGAAAUGAGCACGUAAAAAGCUACACAAGAGACAAAAGGUUUCUUUAAAAGAAGGGUGUAUGUAUUGACUGGAUUUAUAGCAUAUUUUAAUACCCAAAGGGAAGACUAAACUCAGAGAAAAUGGCCUUCAUCUGAGUUGCUCUUGAUGUUCCUUCUGUUAAAACAGUCUCAUCCUGCAAACGGUAUGCUCCAGUCUCAACCAGAUGUUUGGAAGGGGAAUCAAAAUUCACUUAAAAUGAACAACUGAACAUUCUGUUUCUUUCGAGAUGUUUGUACUCGCGUGUUUGUGCUUUUAUAAAACGCCUGUAAGCAUUGAGCUCUGAGGUUUAUGGUAGAGAUUUUUCAAGAGCUGGAGGCUGUACAGAAAUACGGCUGGCUGCUCCUAAACCCCUCUUUCUAUGACUGGGAUUAAAAUCAACCUUGAGUGUGAACACAAGCUCACCCCAUUGAAAAACUUAAUUAUUUCAGACAUUCAGGAUACCUGUAAUCAGUCUUUCUCUUUCCGUACUGUUUCAGCUAUGCAGUUAAAGAACACUGUUUGAAAACAUCUGGUGCAGCUUUAUUAGUUUGUCCUUGAUGAAGGCUAAUGCACAAGACUGGAGCUUUUUUAAUACACUAUGUUUUGAGCAAAACCUUUAGCACAUCUUUAAAACACUUAACGAACUUGACAGUAUAAAACUCAGCUUCAUUGGCUUAUGAAAGCAGUGGAAGGGAGUUUCAAAAGGCUACGAGAUUGGUUUGAAUUCUAAAGACAUUGCAGUUUUCGUUCUUGGUAAUGUCAAAAUUUAUGCAUGUGCUCUAGGUAAUCCUUGACACAAAAGCCUGAUUUCCAAACACCUAGGGUCUACUUUUUUUUUUUUUUUUUUAAAUUAAAGGACUUAUUAUACAUUGAUAAAAGUUUGGCAGAAACAAUUUGUAAAAAUCAUUUCUACUAAGCAGGUUAAGCAAUGGGCUAAAUGUUUUGCCCAUGCAUACAAUGCUUGAAAGGGUUUGUAAUGCAUUUUGCGACUCGGAUGUGGUCUGCACGGGAAGCUGCCGGCCCCUCCACAACAACACGUAAAACGUUUGUCUUUUUUUAAGAUGUUAAAACUGAAUUGAAUUUACUAAAAAUGUAAUUGUGUAGGGGGAAAUGUUUAUACUUUUAUACUUUUUUAGGCACCCAUAUUUUAUCAGCUUAAAUUUAGCACCCAAAUUUCCCCGAAAUAGUAACAGAUUAUCUUGUGUAUCUGAAAAUAAGCGUAACAGUUGUCUGUGUUAACUGCGUAUUAAAACGUUUCCUCUGCUGCAGUA